Messenger RNA from Sphenostylis stenocarpa, 1836 nucleotides. The record is from the annotation of a GenBank genome assembly. NCBI's taxonomy places the organism in Eukaryota, Viridiplantae, Streptophyta, Magnoliopsida, Fabales, Fabaceae.
AUGAAGAACCUCAUGUCUUUUAGGAGAAUCAUUUUCCUAUGCUAUCAUAUGCUUGUCUAUCUUUCUGAAAUUUCCUUGGCACUUGAUUCCAUUUCUCAAGACCUGUCCCUAAGUGAUGAUGUUAAUAACACCUUGGUUUCCAAAGAUGGAACCUUUGAACUUGGAUUCUUCACCCCAGGAAAUUCUCAGAAACGUUACCUGGGGAUUUGGUACAGGAAAAUCCCUAUUCAAACAGUGGUUUGGGUUGCAAACAGGGUAAAUCCAAUCAAUGAUUCAUCUGGCAUCUUGAGAAUGAACACCAGCUCUGGGAACCUUGUCCUUACACAGAAUGGCAAAGUUGUUUGGUCUACAACCUCUUUGAGAAAAGUAGAAAGUCCAGUGGCCCUUCUCUUAGAUUCUGGAAAUCUUGUGUUAAGAGAUGAGAAAGAGGCAAACAUUGAGGCCUACUUGUGGCAGAGCUUUGACUACCCUACUGACACUUUCUUACCUGAAAUGAAGUUUGGUUGGGACUUGAGAACUGGUCUUAAUAGAAAGCUAACAGCUUGGAAGAGUCCUGACGAUCCAUCUCCUAGUGACUUUUCAUUUGGUAUGGUACUCAACAACUAUCCUGAAGCAUACAUGAUGAAGGGUAACCAAAAGUUCUAUCGAAGUGGACCAUGGAAUGGUUUACAUUCAAGUGGUUCACCACAUGUUAAGGCCAACCCCAUUUAUGACUUCAGGUUUGUUUUCAACGAGAAUGAAGUUUACUACACAUAUAGCCUUAAGAACUCCUCUGUGAUCUCAAGGUUGGUUCUGAAUGCAACAAGCUACGUUCGUAGGCGGUAUGUGUGGAUUGAAUCAAAGCAAAUAUGGGAAGUCUACACUUCAGUGCCACUGGACUUAUGUGACAGUUAUUCCCUUUGUGGAGCUAAUGCAAAUUGUGUUAUUACAGAUUCACCUGUGUGCCAAUGUUUGGAAGGGUUCAAGCCUAAGUCACCUCAAGCAUGGGCCUCAAUGGAUUGGUCUCAUGGAUGUGUCCGCAAUAAGGAAUUAAGCUGUGAAAACAAGCUCAAGGAUGGAUUUAUCAAAUUGGCUGAGAUGAAAACGCCUGACACUACACAUAGUUGGCUGGAUCAGACAAUUGGGCUAGAGGAAUGCAGAACCAAGUGCUUGGACAACUGUUCUUGUAUGGCUUAUGCAAAUUCAGAUAUCAGUGGACAAGCAAGUGGUUGUGCCAUGUGGUUUGGUGACCUUAUUGAUUUUAGACAGUUUUCAGCUGGAGGCCAGGAUGUAUAUGUUCGAAUGGAUGCUUCAGAAUUAGAACACACCAGUGAGGGCCCCAAGAAGGGAAGAGUCCUGGUGGCAGUAACAGUUUCUUUGGCCGUGGCAGUAGUUUCUGGUAUUCUAAUAAUACUUGGCUUGUGCAAUAGAAAGAAAUCACGCGCCAAUGUGAAAGAGAGAUCAGACCUCAGUAUCAAAUCAUAUCAAAACAGUGGAAUGCAAGUGGAUGAUAUGGACCUACCAGUUUUUGACUUGUCAGCUAUAGCUAUGGCCACUAACAACUUUACAAUCAAGAACAAAAUUGGAGAAGGUGGUUUUGGAUCUGUAUAUAAGGGAACUCUAGCAGAUGGGUUAGAAAUUGCUGUGAAGAGGCUUUCAGAAAGUUCAGGACAAGGAUUGACUGAAUUCAAGAACGAAGUAAAAUUGAUUGCAAAACUUCAACACCGCAAUCUUGUAAAGCUUCUUGGAUGUUGCUUUGAAGGAGAGGAAAAAAUGUUGGUUUAUGAGUACAUGAUAAAUGGUAGCCUGAACUCAUUUAUUUUUGGUAUGGAUCCAAAGAAUGAAUUGCUUAUUUAG